This is a messenger RNA of Racocetra fulgida, 207 nucleotides long. The record is from the annotation of a GenBank genome assembly. Lineage: Eukaryota; Fungi; Glomeromycota; Glomeromycetes; Diversisporales; Gigasporaceae.
AUGAAGAAGGCACAGCCAGAUCAUGUAAAGUAUCCAAGUGAAGGUUUUACUAAAGCAAAUUUUUUAAUGAAGUGGGCAAGUUCAGUGGUAUCACUUGCAAGUUUACUUGCAAGUGAUAUCAACAAUCUCAAACUUUGUUCAACGUCUGAUUUUGAUGACCACGAAGAAGCAGCUGUUGUCAAUGAACCAUCAGGAACAACCGGCACU